AUCCGAUCGGAAACAUCCGACCCACCAUUACGAGGAGGAACCGGCGCUGUCUCAUGUGUGAUGUGACUCGCCUCGAAGGAGAGAGUAAGGAAGCUGGCUUGGAAUCGUUUGAUCUGCACAUUCCAGUGGAGGGAUGCGAUCGACCUUUAGGGCGUUUUUGGAUUCUUUUCGGUACGAUAGACGGAUACAGGACGGCGGUGUUGUUUCCGAUCGGAGAUCGGUCGUUCCUUUCGACCACUUUGCCGCCGGUGAUUUCGGUGUUUAUCGAACCUCUUCAGCGGAAAAGCUUGAGAUCAAUCGGCUUUGAGAGGGUCGGAGAGACUGCAAUCUCCGUCUGCAGCGAGGGAGGUUGCUCGUCGGUCGGAUUUCACCUUCGUCCUGCUUCUCUAAUCGCCAGUAUCAAAUUCGAGUUAUGUGCUUUAGGGUUUCUGUAAAUGGCAUCCUUAGUCCCCGGUGUCCUUAUCAAGCUCCUGCAGCACAUGAAUACCGAUGUGAAGAUCGCCGGAGAGCAUCGCUCUUCCCUUCUUCAAGUUGUGAGUAUCGUCCCUGCCCUCUCUGGAAGUGAUCUCUUCAACAACCAAGGGUUUUAUCUCAAGGUCUCUGAUUCUUCCCAUGCAACAUUUGUCUCCCUGGCCGAUGAGCACAAUGACCUCAUCUUAAGCGACAAGAUCCAGCUCGGUCAGUUCAUUCAUGUCGAUCGCCUUGAGGUCGGCUCCCCGGUUCCCAUUCUGAAGGGUGUGAGACCACUUCCUGGUCGUCACCCCUGUGUUGGGAACCCUGAGGAUCUCGUCGUCACCAGUUCUCUUUGUUUUCUUAAUUCGGAUAAACUGAAGCCGUCCAGUGACUCAAAGAAUAGCAGCAACACAUCCUCAGAAAACGCAAAGGGGAAAUUGGUGAUAUCCAAGUUAACUACAAAAACGCAGAAGGCAGAAAGGAAAAGGAUUCAGCUUUCUAAGUCUAGCUCUCUGCUCUCAAAACGACCAGUUAUUGGCAAAUUGGGCAAGAAAGACAUGAGUUUGGGAUCAAGAUCAAUGAACUCAAGGUCGAUACCUUCGUCUCCAAGUAGUGUGUAUUCUUUGCCUGCCUCUUUUGAGAAAUUCUCUAGUGAGGUUAAGAAGCAUGCAAGAGCGAAAGGAGUAGAAAAGCGGGCAUUGUCAAGAGUGAGUCUGUUGGAGAAGGCAGCAGCUUCCAUGUUGAAAGUGACAUCUGCCGGCAGGAAGCCUACUGCUGGAAAUUUCUUGGCGAAUUUUGCGCCCACCAUUGAAUUAGGGCCAAAAGCUUUGAGAAAGAGCUGGGAAGGGAAUCUGGACACUAGGGGAAGACAUACUUCUACCUCAAAAUGUGGCAAACCGACUGCAAAAUCUGAAUCCAGAAGUGCUUCUGCUCCUCGACAGAAAUCAUCAAAAAACGAGACAUCAUUAGCUAAGGAGGAUAGCAAACUUCAAACUCCUACAAAGAAAGUGAUCGCAAAUGGUCCUGGAGAGGAUUCUGACAAAGUAGCUAAACAGAGUCAUGUUUCGAAAAAGCCUUCAGAGACUAGUAACAGUCUGAGUAACUUCGUGAAGGUUGAAACAACUAAAAGGAACUGGACAGAUGACAGUAUUUCAUGGCAGUCACUUCCAUCGUCUCUAGCAAAACUAGGGAAGGAGCUUUUGAAGUAUAGGGAUGCAGCACAACAGGCUGCAGUAGAGGCUAUGCAAGAAGCUUCUGCCGCUGAGAGCUUGAUUCGUUGCUUAAGCAUGUACGCGGAGCUGAGUGGCAGUGCCAGGGAAGAGAACCCGCAGCCGGCCGUGGCUCAGUUCCUCGCCUUCCAGUCCUCCCUCUCCCGUGCCGCGGCCGUUGCCGACUCUCUCUCUAAGUCCAGGUCUCAAUCCGUGGCCGCAGCUUCGUCAGGCGGAUCCCCUGAUCCAAUCCCAGAAGAAGUAUUGAAAAUCUCCAGGAGCAAUCGCCGCCGCGCCGGCUCCUGGGUCAGCGCAGCACUCGCCACCGAGCUCUCCCCUUUCUCCCUCUACAACCGCAAGAACCUCACCGCGGCCUCCCCGACGGCGGCUGUGGUACUCGAGGGCCCGUCCAAAGCUUCCUCAGCAGCAGCGGCGGCGACCUCCAAGGCCUCGUUUCAGUCAAAAUCCAGGUCAUUCGCCGUGGCUCCUGGCAAUGGGAAGACGAAGGGGCCGGCGCCACCGUCGCUGCUGCUGGAAUGGGAGCGCGGAGGAGGGCUGGAAGAGGGAGCCGAACUGGCACGCGUGCUGAGGGAGGACGCGCAGUCGUGGUUCCUGGCGUUCGUGGAGAGGUUCCUCGACUCGGACGCGGCCACGGUAGAGCCGUCCGACCGGGAGCAGGUGGCCACGAUGCUGUCACAGCUCAAGAAGGUGAACGACUGGCUGGAGGCGGUCAGCCGACGAAAGAGGGAAGGCGAUACCGACUUGCAAGAGGACGGCGAGGGUCCAACCUGCGUACCGCCUGAGACGGUGGAACGUUUGAGGAAGAAAAUUUACGAGUACCUCCUCACCCACGUCGAAUCCGCAGCGGUCGCACUUGGUGGCGGCGGCGGCGGCGUCCCGACCGCUACCCCGCCCCAUCCUGCGGCGGGUAGCGGAGGGCGGCUGAGCCGCCGGAAGGGGUGACAGAGACUUGUGGCCCCACGAUUCCCGAUGCAGGUGACAGCCGUCUCUCUCUAUCUAUCUUUUCCACGUGUUCUGUUUUGGUGUGUUUACAUGUCCAAAUCCUAUUGCGGAUACCGCUGUUGCGUGGUCUAAUUUACACGAGGGCCUGCGACGGAUCUCCGAGCAUCCCAAGCUCAAGAAGAGAUAUAGAACCCAUUCGUUAUUUACUCUUUGGUCAUCUCCCAUUUCCUUUUCAUCUCAAACUUCAAUAUAUAUAUAUGAAAAAAAUAUAUAGAGAGAGAUCUUUAUUAAGAUCAUGGUAGCUUCCCUAAACACACAAAAGAUAUCAAUA
Messenger RNA from Zingiber officinale, 2955 nucleotides. RefSeq lists its product as uncharacterized. The record is from RefSeq and is a predicted model, not a curated record. Bases 435 to 2624 code for a protein of 729 amino acids. NCBI's taxonomy places the organism in Eukaryota, Viridiplantae, Streptophyta, Magnoliopsida, Zingiberales, Zingiberaceae. The transcript is spliced from 7 exons.